Molecule: messenger RNA, 5344 nt
Organism: Mizuhopecten yessoensis (Yesso scallop)
Lineage: Eukaryota; Metazoa; Mollusca; Bivalvia; Pectinida; Pectinidae
Product: multidrug resistance-associated protein 1-like
Exons: 31
Coding region: 108-4796 (1562 amino acids)
Biological process (GO): transmembrane transport
Cellular component (GO): membrane
Molecular function (GO): ATP binding; ATP hydrolysis activity; ABC-type transporter activity
Source: RefSeq, a predicted model, not a curated record
CGGAUGCACUAUAACAAUGACAGGAAUAUGUCGACAAUAUCCGCAAAAUCAAUCGGAAAACUUACCCGACGAUUUCCAGCUUCUAAAUAAAGAUUGGAGAAGGAAGGAUGGACAUUAACGACACUAGAGACUUUAUGUCGGACUUUUGUAACGGUUCAAGUAUUUGGAAUGCAUCUGAGUUGAUAGAUGGAUCGUUCCCAGAGUUCAGCGAGUGUUUCCAGCAGACACUGCUGGUAUGGAUACCCUGUGGGGUACUGCUGCUGGCGUUCCCCUUCUAUCUGUCGUACCUAUACAGGGAGUUUAACAAGCUCAUUGUCACCAAUCCCUGCUGCUGUUUCCAUAUCACAAAACUGCUGGUAAAUGUGCUGCUGACGUGUGUAGUACUGAUAGAGCUUAUCUAUCAGAUAAAAACCCAGGAGGACCCUCCACUGGCUGUCAUUAUAGCCUCCACCCUCAAAAUACUGGCUUUUAUGGUGUCAUGUCUGCUGACCCACAUAUUAAGGAUCAAAGGGGUCCACACAUCUGGUCUUCUCUUUGUUUUUUGGCUGCUGAUGGCCAUCGCUGGGAUUAUACCCACAUACACCAAACUUAUAAAUGAGGAGUACAACACGAAUCUGUUCACCUUUGUCCCAUUCUUCUGCUAUUACUUCCUCGUCCUACUUCAGCUUUUUCUUCACUGCUUUGCGGAGCACAAGUUAUUUAUACUGGACGAUGAAGAAAAGGAGCGAUGUCCGGAGGGGAGUGUGUCGAUCCUGAACCAGCUUUACUUCUGGUGGAUGAACGGAUUGGUAAUAAAAGCGUUUAAGAGUCCCCUAGAGCCCGAGGAUUUAUGGAGCCUUAAUCCAUGGGACAAAAGUCAAGUUCUCCACCCUAAGUUGGACAAGGCUUGGAAAAAGGAAGUUACCAAGAGUCUGCACUAUGAGGGUCUGACAUCUUCGUCAGGAUCCAGUAACAGUUCCAGUAGUCAAUUCAACAACCGCUCUUUCACCUCCACCAUCACAGAGAAAACGCCACUCCUGACAGAGGUGCCCACAGAAUCAGACAUUAAGGCUUCGGAGGUUAAAAACGGAAAAAAACCUGAUGUACCCAAAUAUAAACCUUCCCUAUUCAGAGCACUGCUGAAGACCUUUGGGCCGACAUAUUGCUGUGCUAUCUUGUUUAAAUCUGUGUCAGAUAUCCUGCAGUUUAUAAACCCCGUACUUUUACAAUUCAUCAUUAACUACGCCGACAAUCGUGACAGCCUCCCCCUAUGGAGGGGCUACGUCCCUGCACUCCUCAUGUUGUUUGUGGCCCUCAUCCAGUCUCUGUUCUACCACCAAAACUUCAAGAUUGGCAUGACUGUUGGCAUGAGGAUACGAAGUGCUCUGAUAUCAGCAAUCUACAAAAAGGAAAUGACAAUGAGCAAUGAGAUGCAUAAGAAUACGACUUUAGGAGAGACGGUGAACCUGAUGUCGGUGGACUGCCAACGUAUCCAGGACACAUUUAGCUACCUGUGGUCAUUGGUUACGGUGCCCCUCCAAACAGCCAUUGGAAUCUACCUGUUGUGGACCUAUGUAGAGCUGGGCCCCUCCUGUCUGGCAGGGCUGGCUGUUCUCAUGCUUAUGGUACCUCUCAACUCAUUUGUGGCCAUUCAACAGAGGAAACUUCAGGGCCUUGUCCUAAUGUAUAAGGGCAAGCGUAUCAAACUGUUCAGUGAGAUUCUCAAUGGUAUAAAGGUACUAAAGAUGUAUGCAUGGGAGCCAUCAUUUACCAAGCAAGUGUUAGAAAUACGACAACAGGAGCUGAAGAGGUUGAAACACAUUGCCUACCUUCAAGGCUUCACAACAUUCUGCUUCCUCCUCGCUCCAUUUGUGGUGAUGCUGGCGACCUUUGCGACCUAUGUGGUGACCUCAGAAACCCACAGUUUGAGGUCCGAUCAAGCUUUUGUAGCCUUGGCUCUGUUUAACAUCCUAAGGGUACCAGUCAACCUGUUGUCUCAACUCAUCUCCUACGGGGUCCAGGCAAUGGUUUCCAUCAACAGAAUCAGGAAUUACCUCAGUGGAACUGACCUUGACCCCAACAAUGUGCAUUUUACAGACAGUAAUGACUAUGCUGUGGAAGUGAAUCACGGUACAUUUAUAUGGGACAGAGAUAUGCCACAGCCUACACUUAAGGAUAUCAACUUCCACAUCCCCGACGGACAUUUGGUGGCCGUGGUGGGACAGGUAGGGGCCGGAAAGUCCUCCCUCAUAUCCUCCUUACUGGGGGACCUCACCAGGCACCAAGGCAAUGUCACAGUCAAGGGUAAGGUAGCCUAUGUACCCCAAGAAGCAUGGAUUCAGAACGCCACACUGAUGGACAACAUCCUGUUUGGUAAGCAACUGCUGGCGAAAAAGUAUAAGAAGGUAAUAGAAGCAUGUGGCCUGGGACCUGACCUGGAGAUGUUACCUGGUGGCGAUCAGAUAGAGAUCGGGGAAAAGGGUAUCAACAUCAGUGGAGGACAGAAACAGCGGAUCAGUCUAGGGAGAGCUGUGUACAGUAACUCUAAUGUCUACCUCAUGGAUGAUCCUCUCAGUGCAGUCGACGCCCACGUCGGCAAACAUAUCUUCACCAAAGUAAUAGGACCAAAGGGUCUACUCAAAAACAAGACAAGGAUUUUGGUGACUCAUGGUAUCCAAUGGCUACCAAUGGUGGACAAUAUUUUGGUGAUGACGAACGGCAGGAUCUCAGAAUUUGGGUCGUACGAAGAUCUGAUCUCUCAUGAUGGACCUUUCGCACAGUUCCUCAAAGAGUUCUUCUUAGAAGAUGAGGAGGAAGAUGCACAAGUUGAUCCUGAGUUGAGAGCCAUCAAGGACAAGAUAUUUGAGCAGGUAGAGGCCGUGACCUCUGAAGGGCUGACCUCUGAUGACCAGCGCAGCCUUCCUCUUAAUCUCAGACGUGCCAGUGUAAGUCGCAGAGGAAGUCGUCUUGUCAAAAGGAAGGAAAGUGUUCGCAAACCCCCUGUGGAUACAAAGCAACAACUAAUCCAACAGGAGACAGCUAAAGUGGGCGGGGUGAAGAUAGAAGUGUUCAAGUCAUACUUUGGAGCCGCUGGAUGGUGGUCAGUAGCUGUAAUCUUGGUCUUGUUCGCCGGGUUCCAUACCACCAGUAUAUACUCCAACUUCUGGCUGACCUUCUGGACGGAGGACAGGCUUCUCCUCAACAUCUCAUUGAUGGACACACUGGAGUACCGAGACAGGUCCUACGAUUAUCUCCUUGUGUAUGGUCUCUUAGGGGUUAUACAAGCUGUACUGGUUUUAAUCUAUGGGCUCAUGCUGGCUGUGAGAAUGGUGAUAGCUGCAGGCAAACUCCACGAGAAGAUGCUGUAUACUAUCAUGCGCUGCCCAAUGGCCUUUUUUGACACAACACCAAUUGGUAGGAUCAUCAACCGUUUCUCAAGUGAUGUGGAUAUCAUGGACAACAACCUGCCAAUCACCUGUCGUAUCUCACUCAACACAUUCUUCCUGUCACUCAGCACCGUGAUCGUCAUCAGCGUCAAUACUCCUCUUUUUCUCCUCAUUAUCAUACCUGUGGCUGUUCUGUAUUUCAUCAUCCUGAAAUUCUACAUCCCCACAUCACGACAGCUGAAGCGGCUGGAAUCCAUGACGCGGUCGCCUGUCUAUAAUCACUUUAGUGAGAGUGUUUCUGGUGCGAGUGUGAUCCGAGCCUACCGAGCUCAGGACCGCUUCAUCAAGGAGUCUAUGGACCGGGUCGACAAUAAUCUUGUCUUCUACUACGGGUACUUUGUAUCCUCCAGAUGGCUCGGAGUACGGCUAGAGUUCUUGGGAAAUUUCUUGAUUCUGGCUGCCACUCUAUUUGGUGUGUUCACACCUGGACAGUCAGGAGCGAUUGUGGGUCUGUCCAUAUCCUAUGCUUUACAGGCAACAAGCGUGCUGAAUGUUUUGGUGGUGAAUAUCAGUGACCUACAGAGUAAUACGGUGUCGGUGGAAAGGAUCAAGGAGUACUCCGAGGUGCAAGCAGAGGCAGAAUGGUAUGGCAAGAAUCCACCACACCCUGAAUGGCCAAGACAAGGGGAGAUAAUAUUCCAGAACUACAAGACCAGGUACCGACCUGACCUUGACCUGGUUCUCAAGGGCAUCACAAUUCACAUUCACCAUGGAGAGAAGAUUGGCAUUGUCGGAAGGACAGGGGCAGGUAAAUCCUCCCUGACACUUUCACUGUUUCGUCUGAUAGAGGGCACUGAGGGAAACAUCAUUAUCGACGGUGUCAGGAUUGCAGACAUAGGCUUGCACAACCUAAGGGAAAAACUCACUAUUCUCCCACAGGACCCUGUUCUGUUUUCUGGGACAUUGCGAAUGAACCUUGACCCUUUUGACAAGUACAAGGAUGAUCAACUAUGGAAUGCAUUACAGCAGGCUCAUUUGAGUGAGUUUGUCAAGACGUUACCAGGGUUACUGAGCUACCAGUGUGGAGAAGGGGGCCAUAACUUCAGUGUAGGGCAGCGACAGUUGGUGUGCUUGGCACGGACAUUACUCAAGAAGACAAAUGUUCUGAUCCUGGACGAGGCGACCGCGGCAGUAGACAUGCAGACUGAUGCCCUCAUACAGGAGACAAUACACUCCGAGUUCCACGACUGUACAGUCCUGUCCAUCGCCCACCGUCUUAACACCGUUCUAGAUUACGAUAAAGUGUUGGUCUUGAGUAAUGGAGAUAUUGCAGAGUUUGACUCCCCAUCUGUCCUCCUGGGUAAUCACGACUCAAUCUUCUAUGGAAUGGCUGUUGAUGCUGGACUUGUCAGCGGCUUCCAAAAUGGUUGAAAAAUGGGUCUUGAAAUGAUUCAGAAAGCAGCAACUAUUUUAUCCUUACUCUCUAUCAACUUUAAUGAAGGUCAUUCAGGAGUAUUAUGAAACUUUAAGAAUUUCAUUUUUCUGUGUUGUUUUACAAAUCAAAAGAGAUUUAUUAAACUGUUUUAGAUUACUUGGAACUGUACUUGUAAGAGAAAAUAUGGCUACAUUACCACAGUCAGUGGUAUCUGUUACCAGUACUCUGCCUUUAAAACUAUAAUUGUAAAAUUGUGAACAGAUGACAAUCCUUCUAGAAGUUAAGCUUGAAAGCAUCAAGUUACAGUAUCUAUUAUAAAACUAAACAAACAUUGAACUUCAAAACAGUAGCACAAUGUACCACCCUAUGUUCUCCCAAACAUCCCAGUGACAUAGUCCAAAGAGGUUGAGUGGUGUGUUGAACAGGUUAAGUGAGUGCAAUGCUAAGUAACAGGAGGAGACCACCAGUUCUUGUACAAGACAAUGUCAGUAUGUAUCUGUAUACUAAAAGUGCUUGUAAGACAUUGUUAUUUUUUCAUUUACCC